CAGAAGUCUUCGAAUGAAUCGCAUCAAAAAACUUCCACAAGAUAUUUUUGAUCCCGUCACGAAUUUGACUUAUCUGUAUCUGCAGCACAACAAUAUCUCAUCCCUGCCUGAUGGAGUAUUUCAGUAUCUCUCAAACCUCGUGUCUCUUGACCUUGAGCAAAACAGCAUUAAAGAAUUAAGAAGAGGUACUUUUAAGGGUCUACGUUCUUUAAGGCACCUAAACCUUCGUCGAAACAAGUUGUUCAAGAUUCCGCAAUAUGUAUUCAAUGAUCUUCAAAACUUGAAAACAAUGGAUCCUAACAGGGAUCCUAACUGCGAUCCUAACUGCGAUCCUAACUGCGAUCCUAACUGCAUAAAUAGCUAA
Molecule: messenger RNA, 364 nt
Organism: Exaiptasia diaphana
Lineage: Eukaryota; Metazoa; Cnidaria; Anthozoa; Actiniaria; Aiptasiidae
Product: chondroadherin-like
Exons: 5
Coding region: 14-364 (116 amino acids)
Cellular component (GO): extracellular matrix
Molecular function (GO): protein binding
Source: RefSeq, a predicted model, not a curated record